UCUUCUGAGCAAGCUAACAACAAAUAUCAUGCUGACAUUGAUGGUUAUGUUAUGAGAAGCAAUGAAUGUAUAAUAUACUCCUGGAAAAAAUAUGAAGCAGAGUCAUUGAUAUAACAUAGCUGAUAUGAUUUUGAUAUAAAAAUCAAGAACCAUACAUGACCAUUUAUUGUUGACAUAUAUUAUUCUUUUUAUUGCAUUCUUUUACUUUGUUAUAGCACUUUGUUUUUUCUUCUUUGAUAAUGUAUUAUGAUCACUUUUGUUUUGUUACAAAACAUACAUGCAUAAAUGUUUUAUUAAUCUGGCCUUUGGCCUUUGGUGAGGCAGCCCUCUGAGACCUGCCCACUUCAUUAUGCUUGCCAUCUUUUAUUUAUGUUGUAUUUUUUUUUUGUAUGAUGUCUUUUGAUUGUUGUAAGCUGCCCAGAGUUGUUGAGAGCCUGGCAGUAUACUAAUGUAAUCAUCCAUUCAUAUUCCAUAUUCAUUAAGCAGGAAAUACUUCAAGUGCAUUGAGCAAACUAUGGUACUAGGAUAUACAAUAAAUAGUAAUAAUCAAUUUUUCUUACAAUUCUAAAUUCAACCCGAAAAUAAAUUUGUAAAUAAAAAAUAAACGAAUCUUUUAUGUACUUCCUUUUUUGGUGGGGGGAGAGGACUUUUGGAGAAAAAGGACGGCGGAGAUUAAAUUAAGAGUAUGGGCACAACUUUGAAACUACGUCAAGGCAGAACCUUCGGGUAAAGCGCUGCUGGAAAUCAUUCCGCCAGGGCUUCUUCAUGCCAUUCAGCCCAUUGGAACAGCAAAAAAACCUGGUAGGAACUUCCGAGAUUCCUACAUUGAAUUGUUAAUCUCUCCUAUCAAGUUUGCUGAUUUAAAAAAAGCAAUUGGUGUCAUUCCAGCUUGACGGUCUCCAAACGGCAGCAACCUCGCCUUGCCGUUUUGCUUCUGCCGCCUGACUCCUAUCCAGAGCAAUUUCGCCAGCCUACCUCUGAGUUAGUGCCUGCAUUUUUCAAAUGCCCAACAUCUAGGCAAUACCUAUAUCCGGAGGUCAAGCUCGCAGCAAACCUUUCUAGAUCUUGCCUAUGGAGGUUCUCAGUCAUCCAGGUCCUGGUUGUCCCAAAGGUGCUUUUUCAAGAGGCAAUUUCCUCUUUCGUUUCUUAUGCAAGAAGCUUCUUCAGCCCUAGAGUUUUCUAGAUCUACUUGCAGUCUACUUGCCUCCGCAGGGGCAACCAACCGUGGCCGCUCCCGAGACCCGCGAGCGGAGCUACCAUAGCUGCCUUCAGCCAUCCGCUCGCGAGGAUCUCGCGCACUGGCGGCGCCUCCCCGAUUGUUGGCCUAACGCUGAUUCUUGACUUGAAAUGAAAAUGAAAAGAAAGGCCGACUCAAGGGCGACAGUGGCUACGACAGUCCCCCGACCCCCACCCCCGCCGCGGCAGGAGCUGGCACUCGAGCCUGGAACGUUCCCCCCCCCCCCCGCCCCGCCAAUCUCCGCGCGCCGGAUUCCAACGCUUCUUCAUCCUCCUGCGCGUUGAGCGCCAUGUCGCGGCCGCUACGCCGCGCUUCGCGGCUUCUCGCGAUUUUGGCGCUGGCGGCGAUGAGAUGGGCCUGGGCAGAUAUCUGUCCUGUUUAUACCUUACCAGAAUUUGAAGGUUCUGAACCAGUAUUUUCUUUCCCAUACCUUACACAUUAUAAUCAGGUUUUCUACAAGUGCAAACUAGGAUUUGAACUAGUCAGUGAACAUGAAACCUCCUUGGUGUGUCAUAACGGUGCCUGGUUACCAAAUGAAGACUUAUGCAAAAGAAUAUAUUGUGGACAGCCUCCUAAGAUUACUGAUGGAUUUCAUAAUGGAACUGCAACCACUUACCCCUUUGGAACAAAAAUACAUUACCGUUGCAAUAAAAAUCUUUCCCUUAUUGGGGCAUCCUUUAUGGUCUGCGGUAUUAAUAAAAAUCUAACAGGACUGUGGAAAGAGAAACCACCCAUAUGCAGAGGGGUAUUCUGUAACAAUCCAGUGGUAGAACAUGGAAUAAUAAUAAGUGAACCUGAGAAGAAAUAUACAUAUGGAAGCAAAGUUAAAUUUCAGUGCGAAAUUGGGUAUUUCAUGAUUGGAAAUUAUUUGAUUCGAUGUGAAAAGAGCAACAAUUGGGUUCCCAUAGUACCAUCGUGUAAAAAGAUUGCUGCAGGCAUAUGUGGUCCUCCAUCAAUCCUCAAUGGCGACAUAGAGCCUUUGCAACCUCAGUAUGAAACUGGAAAAACAGUUGUCAUAACUUGCAACCGGAACUAUUCUUUUAUUGAUGACACCAUAAUAAUGACUAUACAGUGUCAAGGUUAUAAUCUCUGGCAUCCUCCUGCACAAUUAUGUUUAUUUAAAACUUCACCAGAUAAUUUUCAUCUUUUCAUCAAUCAUGGAAAAAUAGUCCGUGGGGGGAAAAAAUAUUACGAGCCUGGAGAUGAGGUGGAUAUUGCAUGCCAUGCUGGCUAUGUAUUGAAAGGGCCAUCUAAGAUUAAAUAUAUUGGUGGAAAGAAAUGGCUUCCUAGUGUCCCAACUUGUCAUCUGAGUAACUUCAUCAAACUAGUUAUAUGUGGGUCUUCAUUACCUUUGUGGAUUUUGGCAGUAACAAUUUUUUACCGGAAAUAUAUAGAAAAGGUGAACAAGAUAAAGUCAGAGAAGAAUGAAAAGGAAGGGCAGACACAGCAACCAUAAUAGUGGCUUGGCUGCCUGGGGCAUGAGUAAACUUUGUUCCAACAUGAGAAAACUGAAAGUUGCAUGAGCAAUGACAUAUUCUGCAGUAUGUUUAGUGAGAGUCUCCAAUAACAUCUCUAUGGUGAAAGAGCUCAUCAUCAGCAAGAACUGUCAGAAACGAAAUGGUCAUGUGGGAAAAAUGGAUUAUCUACCUAGAAGCAGUCCAUCUCAUUUCUUUAGUUUAGUGCAUAUAAAUAAAAGGCUCAAAAUCCAGACAAUAUUAUUUACUGAGAACGGAAAGGCAUUGAUUUAUAUUGCCAUUGCAUUGUUGCCAUAAUGAUACUUCUGUUCUUCAGCUUUUAAAAAGCUUUAAAAUCUUCAAAGGUUCUCUGGCUUGUAUUCUGCUGCUUUGGUGGAGUAUUGUGGAUUGUUUUUACAAAAAGAAUGGAAAAUCAUGUGGACAUUCAGAAGAACCAGAGGGUGGCAGAUUGCUUGUAAUAGGAGAUUUUCCCCUUGGCUCCACUGUAAAUUAUCAGUGUGAGGAAGGUGGAUGGCUGCCCGCUCCCACCACUUUCUGAUAGCACCAGAUCAGAAAAAAAAGUGUGAUUCAGAUUAGUGCUAAUGUGAUUCUGGAGUCUGGAAAUGGCUAUGUCAGGCAUGAUUCUUCUCCUAUUCAAGCGCAGCAGAUAGGAUGGGAUGCCCCUGUGCCAGCUUGUACACAGAUUAAGCAUGGUAAAUUGGAAAUUAGGCCUUAAAGAUUUGACAGAGAAUUUAAUUUUAUAUUGUUUGGAGAGCCUCUCAAAAAUACUUUCAAGAACUAGUACAUUUAAUUGUCCCCUUUGCUGAUAGUUUGUUACUCUUGUUUUGCUUCUUUCUUUAGGCUCCUACAAUUUUGCUACCAUAGGUUUUGGUAAGUAAUUUCUAGACGCUCCCAUUGAAUGCAGAAAGGCAUUGUGGACCUUGCAUUCCAUAAACAGUGGAUAAGAUAGGUCAGUGGCUACUAGUCAAAUGUUUUCCCUGUUCUUUAGUUGUCUUUGUCAGAUGAGCAUAUAUAAUACAGAACACUCAUGAUAAUGUAGCAAAAAGAAGAUGAGAAAGGAAUAUUAUCCAUAUGAUAAUAGCAAAGUUGUCGAGCAACUUGACAUAAGAAAAAGGGGGAAAAAAGAACUUUUCAUUGUGAUUCUAAAUAUUUUGAUUUUUGUAGAAUGGAUUCUACAGUGCAUUACAUAAAUACCUUAGGAUGCAUCCAUUUUCAUUGCAUUUUAAUGUUACAAAAUUUUAUUAAUUUUCUCACUUCAAUUUAAUUUAUAAUAAAAUCAGUUCUUUCUUUAACCUUUCAUUUUAGAGAAAAUCGUAACUAAAUAAAUAUAUUUACUUGGUUUUAAGAGGUUCUGUGAGAAGUAUCCUAUUGCUUUUCCUCAUUUUUGGUGGUGCAAUGUGGAUUGUCCUUUUGCAAAAGAAAAAAAGGACAAGAUAUUAUUCUUAAUUGGCAAUUUCUUCUGAGCAAGCUAGCAACAAAUAAUCAUGCUGACAUUGAUGGUUAUGUUAUGAGAAGUAAUGAAUGUAUAAUAUACUCCUGGAAAAUAAAUAUGAAGCAGUGAUUGAUAUGACGUAGCUGAUAUGAUUUUGAUAUAAAAAUCAAGAGCCAUACAUGCUUAAAAAGUAAUGGAUUAUGUCAAAAUGAUUGUGCUACAAAAGCUAAAAUUAUCAGAUAACAUUCUCUUGAAGUACAUACCAGUACAAGGAAUU
Molecule: messenger RNA, 4421 nt
Organism: Thamnophis elegans (Western terrestrial garter snake)
Lineage: Eukaryota; Metazoa; Chordata; Lepidosauria; Squamata; Natricidae
Product: complement receptor type 2-like
Exons: 14
Coding region: 1527-2693 (388 amino acids)
Source: RefSeq, a predicted model, not a curated record